CACUACCACAGCUUCCCGCUCCGGGUGGCGAUCGGCGCCGAGCGCGACUGCUCGGAGGUGGACUUCGGGGCCACGUUCGCCAACGACGAGCAGCUGCGGAUCUGCCUGCGCUGCGACUGUGCAGGCGGCCUGGAGGUAACGCUGGCCUCGGUGAGGCGCGCUCGGGGCGGCGGGGCCUCGGACCUCCGGGAGCAGGCGAGGGUCUUGAGCAGUCAUGCCCUGGUCGGCGACUCCGACUGGAGCUUCAGGCCGCUCGUCAGGAUGUAUGGCAGCUCGAGUUCUACGUUCGUAUCUGGGACGCUGCGGUGGCAGUAG
Molecule: messenger RNA, 315 nt
Organism: Prorocentrum cordatum
Lineage: Eukaryota; Dinophyceae; Prorocentrales; Prorocentraceae
Source: the annotation of a GenBank genome assembly